ACCAUGCACUUCUUCUCUCGAGUCCUCAUCUUAGCUUCCCUGAGCUUGAUGUUCUUGCUAUGGUGGAGCUAUCUUCUCCUGAGACCCACACCCCAGGGCCAAGGUGAUCUGAUCAUUGAAGACAGGCAAGUAGAUUCAUCACUAACGUUUGACACUCUCCUGCACAUUCAACAGGUCAGGAAAAAAAAGUUGAGGUCCUUCUGCCACAAAAAUCGUAAAAUCGUCAUGCUUCCUCCGACCCAGCAGGAAGCUUCUCAGGUGUUGUCUUCCAUUGCAGUGAAUCACAAACUGCAUUUCCUGUAUUGCAAACUUCCAGCCACAGGGGUGGAAGACUGGGAAGAGCUCUUGGAGAUGCUGGGGGAGGAAGAAGGUGGUACGCUGCUGAUGCCAAUCCCCUAUCACCAGCAGUUUGGUAACCAAAAGGCACUGAGUGAGUAUAACUUGACAUCUAUGGAGGCCAUGCUAAAGUCCUACACCAAAGUGAUUUUCAUCAGGGAGCCUUUCCAAAGACUUCUCUCUGCUUUCAUGCAUGACCUGACCAGCAGACUAACCUUCCAUGAGUUCAUUCAGUACAUCUUGUACAGUGGAUCCAGGAAUGACAGCAUUGAAUGGGCACCUUUAGUCAACUUGUGCCAUCCAUGCCUUGUCCAAUAUGAUUAUAUAAUGAUGUUUGGGUUCCUUGGGAACGAAGUGCACCACUUAAUGCUCCGGACUGGGCUUCCUGAGCACUUCCAGAUUCCUGAAUUCAUAGACUCCAAAGUCCAGUGGACCUAUAGCUGGUUAGAAGAGAAGAUGCUCAGCAAACUCACCCUCAUGGAGAAGAAAGAGCUCUGUCAUUUCUUUCGGUCUGACUUUGCUGCAUUUCACUUUCCCAGCAGCUUUCUCUGGGACCACACAUGCAUUCCUGGAAGCAGUUAAGGUUUACCUUGGGUGGGAGAAUGGAGCUUUAGGGGAAUGCAGCCAAACUGAUCUGGUCUGCUGAAAAUCACUAUUUUAUACACAGUGACGAGCUAUGUUGCUUAUAGAUUCCUGAUCAAUAUUGAUUCAUUGUUCCUGGAGAGCCACUUGCUCAGAAAAAAUGAGCAAGAGAGUAUGGUUCAAGUUCCUCAGCCUCAACCCACUAAAGUGAACUGCCAGCAAG
Messenger RNA from Elgaria multicarinata webbii, 1141 nucleotides. Its product is annotated as carbohydrate sulfotransferase 9-like. The record is from RefSeq and is a predicted model, not a curated record. Gene Ontology annotation, cellular component: membrane. Gene Ontology annotation, molecular function: sulfotransferase activity. Gene Ontology annotation, biological process: carbohydrate biosynthetic process; proteoglycan biosynthetic process. Bases 4 to 918 code for a protein of 304 amino acids. NCBI's taxonomy places the organism in Eukaryota, Metazoa, Chordata, Lepidosauria, Squamata, Anguidae. The transcript has 2 exons.